Fopius arisanus is the source of this 1843-nucleotide messenger RNA. RefSeq names its product Set1/Ash2 histone methyltransferase complex subunit ash2 (gene ash2). Gene Ontology annotation, molecular function: protein binding; transcription cis-regulatory region binding. The coding region runs from base 94 to 1824 and encodes 576 amino acids. NCBI's taxonomy places the organism in Eukaryota, Metazoa, Arthropoda, Insecta, Hymenoptera, Braconidae. Gene Ontology annotation, cellular component: Set1C/COMPASS complex. The record is from RefSeq and is a predicted model, not a curated record. The transcript is spliced from 8 exons.
CAAAAUAGAGUUGUUUCCUUCAAGAGAGUGGAAUUGCUUACGAUUUUCGACAAUUUUGGUUGUUUACAAAUAAUUGUGAGGGUUGUUUCAACCAUGACGGAUGAGAAAAUCGUCAGUUGCACUGAGAAAGGAGAGUCGAUCGAGAAUAAUUCCAGCAAGGAAAAUCAAAGUUCUAAUGUCGAUGAGGAGAAGGAAAAAACUAAAGGAGAAGAAACCGGCGACAAGGGAAAUGGACGAAAUACUUUGAAUGGGGAUUCUAGUAAUUGUUAUUGUGGCAAAGAACGAAACCUGAAUAUCGCUGAAUUAUUGUGCGCCAGUUGCACGAGAUGGUUUCACGAGUCUUGCAUUGGCUAUCAGCUGGGAAAACUAGUUCCCUUCAUGAUGAAUUAUAUAUUCAUGUGCAAAAAUUGUUCUCCAUCUGGCCUCGAGAGCUUCAAGAAAAAUCAAGCUCAAUUUCCCCAGAUGUGCGUCACCGCAAUAGCAAAUCUACUCCAAGCAGCUCAAAAGGAGCCAGAGCAGCGGAUGCUCUUUAAUAAAGAUCGAGAUAUUAUUCCCUUCAUCGAAUUACACUGGGAAAGCAUGACCACAAUGCCGAGGAGAGUUACACAAUCUUGGCAUGCGACUAUUCAAAGGGCACUAAUGAAGGACAUUGGCACUCUAUUCACCAUGGAUGAGAAUAAUACUGAUGGCCAGUUGUUUGGAUUAACAACACCAGACCUUGUGCUUAUUAAACCCAAUUACGAAGCUAUGAUCAAAGGUGGACAUCUGAAAAUAACUGAGAUGGGAGUGCAGCAUGUUGUACCUCUAGGGAGUGGGAUCAGAGGGCGAAAUGCAAAGCGCAAAUUUCCUGGAGAAGGUGCAGGGGCUGGGCCAGGGAAAAAGGGUCGGGGCUCUGAUCUGUCCACUCCAAAAUUACCAGCUCAUGGAUAUCCUCUGGAACACCCUUUCAAUAAGGAUGGUUACAGGUAUAUCCUGGCAGAGCCUGAUCCACAUGCGCCAUUCAGACAGGAAUUCGAUGAAAGCAGUGAUUGGGCUGGCAAACCGAUCCCCGGAUGGUUGUAUCGAGCCCUGAGUCCCAGUACGGUCCUCCUAGCUCUUCAUGAUCGAGCCCCUCAGCUAAAAGUAGCAGAGGACAGACUGGCUGUCACUGGAGACAAGGGAUAUUGUAUGGUGAGGGCGACCCACAGUGUCUCCAGGGGGACUUGGUACUGGGAAGCGACGAUUGAAGAAAUGCCAGAGGGAUCGGCUACCAGACUUGGCUGGGGACAGGACUAUGCAAACCUUCAGGCUCCUCUCGGUUACGACAAGUUUGGCUACUCCUGGAGAUCCAGAAAGGGCACAAAAUUUCACGAGAGCAGGGGAAAACAUUACAGCAAUGGUUACGGCGAGGGAGACACUCUAGGAUUUCUCAUUAUCCUUCCGGAUACUUAUGACUCCUUGCACAUCCCGAAUACGUAUAAAGAUCGGCCUCUCGUUAAAUUCAAAUCUCAUCUGUAUUACGAGGAGAAAGAUCAAGUUCCUGAAGCAUUGAAGGCGCUCAGAGCCCGUCCAGGGAGUAAAAUAAUAUUUUACAAGAAUGGAAUAUCCCAGGGGGAGGCGUUUGUUGAUAUGAACAGAGGUGCAUAUUAUCCCACUGUUUCCAUCCAUAAAAGUGCCACUGUGUCCGUUAAUUUUGGGCCUAAUUUCAAAUCUCCACCACAAGAUGUCACAUUUCGAGGGAUGUAUGAUAAGGCUGAGGAAGCGAUGACCGAACAGUCCAUGGCAGACAUGCUUUAUCUGAACGAAAACGAGGGAAAACUCAGACUGGACUCAUACUCUUUAUGACAUUAAUGAAAAUUUUUAU